AAAGAUUUGGUGUGAGAGGAAAGAAAGUAGAGAGAAAGAAGAAGGCCUGUAACAGAGAAAGGAUAGCAAUGGAGUCAGAGCAAAGGAAAGCAGAAACAGAGAUGCUCCUUCUUCCCCAUUCUUCAUCUCCUCUCCAACCCAACAACAAUGCUACAAACCCAAACCCAAACCCAAAGCCAAGGCCAAAGCGUUUCGUAAAAAAUCAAAUUCCAGAUUCAAUCCUCAACGAUCCGCUUCUCAACGCCGCCAUCUCCGUCCUCCCCUCCAACUACAACUUCGAGAUUCACAAGUCCGUUUGGCGCGUGCUCUCCUCGGGCGCCAAGCGCGUCGCCCUCCAGUUUCCCGAGGGCCUCCUUAUGUACUCUCUUUCCCUCUCUGACAUCUUCACCACCUUUGCCGCCGUCACCCAUUGCUACAUCCUCGGCGACGUAACCUACGGCGCCUGCUGCGUUGACGACUUCUCCGCCGCUGCCCUCGGUGCCGACCUCCUUAUCCACUACGGACACAGCUGCCUCGUCCCCAUCGACGCCACUACGAUCCCCUGCCUCUACGUUUUCGUCGACAUCAAAAUCGACGUCCCCCACUUUGUCGACACCGUCAGGUUGAACCUCGAAUCCCAUCCCCAAACACUCGUUGUCGCUGGGACAAUUCAAUUCGCCUCAGCGAUUCGCGCUGCGAAGCCCCAAUUGGAGGAGUUAGGGUUUAGGGUUUUAGUUCCUCAGUCGAAGCCGCUCUCCGCGGGUGAGGUUCUGGGUUGCACCGCGCCCAGGGUCUCGGCGAAUUCGCUUGGUUGUGGCGUUGGUGAAAGCGUUUUGGUGUUUGUGGCAGAUGGAAGGUUUCAUUUGGAGGCGUUCAUGAUUGCGAAUCCGGGGAUUAGGGCAUUCAGGUAUGACCCUUACAUGGGGAAGUUGUUUCUGGAGGAAUACGAUCACGUGGGUAUGAAGCGGUCAAGGAAAAAUGCGAUUUUGAAAGCGAGGGAGGCUCGGAGUUGGGGUGUGGUUUUGGGGACUCUUGGAAGACAAGGGAAUCCGAGGAUUUUGGAGAGGUUGGAGAAGAAGAUGAAGGAGAGAGAAUUGGAUUACACUGUGGUUUUGAUGUCGGAGUUAAGUCCUGGGAGAGUUGCUCUGUUUGAGGAUUCUGUGGACGCCUGGAUUCAAAUUGCGUGUCCGAGGUUGUCCAUCGACUGGGGUGAGGCGUUUGUGAAACCGGUGCUUACUUCUUUUGAAGCAGAGGUUGCUCUGGGAGUGAUACCUGGGUGGUGGGAGAAGAAUGAGGUUUGUGAAGACGGUGUGGGUUGUUGUAAGAGGAGUGAUUCUUGCUGUGAGGGGGAUGCAAAGGGAGGGGAAGAUUUUGGUGGAGAUUAUCCAAUGGAUUACUAUGCUCAAGAUGGUGGUGAGUGGAAUUCAUCUUAUGUGAAGAAGUCUACUCGUCCUGCCAGGAGAGUUUCCGUCUCCUCUGAUGCCGGUACAGCUAUUUCGCAACAGUCUUAGAUUUCGCAACAGUCCAAGGUUUUUAAAACACAGUUAGGACUGUGAGUACGUCAAGGUUUCUGCAGUUUUUUUGACACCACAAAGCAACCACAACUACGGCGGCAUUGACUGUGUUUGAUCAUAUUUUCUUGAUGUGUCAAAGAUGCAGCAACAACCACAAUUUAGAAAUUUGGUUAUAACAAUUUGCUUUGAAAGGGUAGCGUCAAUAUGAUCUAUUGUUUUCUUUUCUUUUUAGCUUUGUCUUAUUUAGGAUAAAUUUUGAUGGAUGAAUGUUUGGGGGAGGAGAAGAAAACAUGCUGCUGUUCUUUGUUCUGAUAUGAGACUGAAGAGGAUAGAAUGUGAUAAGCGCAGAGUCUUAAAUUGCCUGGUUGGGAAAGUUGUGAUGUUUCAUUUUUUGAACGUUUUUGCUGUUAGGUAUUUGUGAUUGAGAACGUAAUAGGAGUACCCAGGGAGGUGAAAGUAUGGUUUUUGUUUUAGGUGAUUAUUUUGUACAUAGCAAAUCAUACUAACAGAGACAAUGGCGUAUAUUUAUGCUUGAGUGAUUUGAAAUGGCAUAUUAAUUUUAGCCUUCUAA
Messenger RNA from Vigna radiata var. radiata (mung bean), 2064 nucleotides. Its product is annotated as 2-(3-amino-3-carboxypropyl)histidine synthase subunit 1-like. The record is from RefSeq and is a predicted model, not a curated record. The coding region runs from base 69 to 1490 and encodes 473 amino acids. NCBI's taxonomy places the organism in Eukaryota, Viridiplantae, Streptophyta, Magnoliopsida, Fabales, Fabaceae. Gene Ontology annotation, molecular function: 2-(3-amino-3-carboxypropyl)histidine synthase activity. Gene Ontology annotation, biological process: protein histidyl modification to diphthamide. The transcript has a single exon.